ACCCGCUCUGAUUGUCAAUGUUUAUUUUUGAAUAUCUUCUAACGUUCGUCUUCAUGUUGUUCUGCAGUUUUCCCAGCAGCCCCGGCGGUGUGAAGAUGUCUGACGAUGACGAUGUUCCGGUGACGAAGAGGAGUCGAGUUUAUUAUGGCAGCCUGGAGGAGAGAGAGAGGGAGAGGCUGGGGGGCGAGCGAGGGAGAGACGCCCUUAAGGCUGGCAUCAAGGCUGGGAACAUCAACAUCUCCUCAGGCGAGUACCUGGAGAUGGAGGAGCGUGUCAGCGAGCAUCAGAACGACGCGCUCGCUGCCUUCGAGAGGCGACGCAGGGCGAGGCAGAUCACCGUCUCUACUGAUGACUCAGAGGUGAAGGCGGGGCUCCGAGCGCUGGGAGAGCCAAUCGUAUUGUUCGGAGAAGGACCAGCUGACCGCAGGGAGAGAUUGAGGGGAGUCCUCUCGGUGGUCGGUCCGGACGCUCUGAAGAAAUCCAGGAGAGAGGAGGAGAGGGGCAAGAAGAGCCAGGAUGAGUGCCAGCAGACCUGGUACCACGAAGGCUCCGCCUCCCUGAAAGACGCUCGCCUCUGGUUGGCCAAAUACUCUCUGCCACGGGCGAUGAGGCGUCUGGAGGAGGCUCGCGUUCAGAAGGACGUUGCCGAGGCGACGAGAGCGAUAAAACAACAAGAGCAGCAGAAGAGCCUGAGGAAUCUGAAUAACUUCUGCAGUCAGAUCGGAGACGAUCGUCCAAUCAGCUUCUGCCAUUUCAGCCCCGACUCCAAGAUGCUCGCCACAGCUUCCUGGAGCGGUUUGUGUAAGCUGUGGUCCGUCCCCGACUGCAGCCUGCUGAGAACGCUCAGAGGACACAACACCAACGUGGGGGCCAUCGUGUUCCGCCCGCAGGCAGGAGUCUCUCUCGACCAAUCAGACGUCAGCUUAGCAUCAUGUGCCGGAGACGGCUCCGUGAAGCUGUGGAACCUCGAGAGUGAUGAACCAGUAGCUGAUAUAGAGGGUCACAGUGAGAGAGUAUCUCGAGUCUCCUGGCAUCCAUCAGGGAGAUUCCUGGGAACAUCCAGCUAUGAUAAGUCGUGGCGUCUGUGGGAUCUUGAAGUUCAGGAGGAGAUUCUUCAUCAGGAGGGUCACAGCAAAGGAGUCCAUGACAUCGGCUUCCACCCCGACGGCUCAUUGGCUGCCACCGGAGGGCUGGAUUCGUUCGGCAGGGUGUGGGAUCUCCGGACCGGACGCUGUGUGAUGUUCCUGGAGGGACACCUGAAGGAGAUCUACUCUCUGCACUUCUCUCCCAACGGGUCAGCCAAUCACAGAGCAGCUCACUGUACACACAGCCAGUCACAGAGCAGCUCACUGUACACACAGCCAGUCACAGAGCAGCUCACUGUA
Molecule: messenger RNA, 1385 nt
Organism: Notothenia coriiceps (black rockcod)
Lineage: Eukaryota; Metazoa; Chordata; Actinopteri; Perciformes; Nototheniidae
Gene: prpf4
Product: pre-mRNA splicing tri-snRNP complex factor PRPF4
Exons: 11
Biological process (GO): mRNA splicing, via spliceosome
Cellular component (GO): U4/U6 x U5 tri-snRNP complex
Molecular function (GO): protein binding; U6 snRNA binding; U4 snRNA binding
Source: RefSeq, a predicted model, not a curated record